This is a messenger RNA of Fusarium sp. VM40, 561 nucleotides long. NCBI's taxonomy places the organism in Eukaryota, Fungi, Ascomycota, Sordariomycetes, Hypocreales, Nectriaceae. The record is from the annotation of a GenBank genome assembly.
AUGGGUUCCGAUGAUGACGAGAAGCAUAUGGAGAACCACCAACACGAGUUCUCCCAUGACAACCAUGACGACUGGGAGACUCAGCCUCCGUACACAAGACCCGAUGACGCUACUAAAGAGCGAGAGAAUUUUGAGAAAAAAGUCCACGGUUCCUGUCAUUGUGGACAAGUUCAGUAUUGGCUGAACAGCGACAAGCCACUUGCAUCUAAGUUCUGCCAUUGCGCUCCUUUCCAAUGGGCUGCUAUUUUCAAAAAGACCGACAUCUCGUUUGAGAACGGUGUUAAGGGACUUCGUUUCUACAAGACUUCAUCCAAGAAGAACGAGCACGUUCUUCCUUGUAAGGUUGGUUGCUCCGAGUGUGGUAGCUGGAUCAUGGAUGAGGGACGAAACAUGGUCUUACUAUUCCCUACGCUGUUGAACCUUGAUACACCUCAACUGCGUGAGAACUUCCAGCCUCAGUGCCACAUCUUCUACGCCUCACGUGUCGUCGACAUUCCCGAUGGAAAGGACAAGUGGACAAAGCUCGAUAAGAAAAGCGAACUCAUGGAGGAUGUGGAGUAA